Messenger RNA from Plutella xylostella (diamondback moth), 1686 nucleotides. RefSeq lists its product as uncharacterized. NCBI's taxonomy places the organism in Eukaryota, Metazoa, Arthropoda, Insecta, Lepidoptera, Plutellidae. The record is from RefSeq and is a predicted model, not a curated record.
AUCUGUGUUCAUUAUUGUUUUUUUGGAGUGUGGGAGGACGUAAUUUUUAUGAUUUUGCUGCGCGAAAUCAGAAAUUAUAUUAAUUUUCUUCCGGCAUGUAGUGUUUACAAGUACACAACUCAUUUAUAAUUAAUUACUCUUUAACCAGAGAAACUGGACUGGCCCUAGCAAUGGCGAUAAACGCUAUAGCGGAAGACUAUUUCCGUUCAAUGAAUCCUCUGGCUGCAAAAAUUCACGAAGACAUCGAAGAAGCGAAAAACUCCUACGAAAACAUCUGGGACAGCCUCACGGACAAGGAGAAGACGGAAAUAAUCAACGAAUCCAUCAUCAAACCCGACAUAGCUCUCAAAUACGCGCUAAUAGACACCCUAGACUUCGACAUAAACGACCCGCCGAUCCGACGAGAUGACCUCAUGUCGUUCUUCGGCCGUGAUCACGGACAAAAGCUCAUCCAGGAAGACAAUAGAACCUGGCGCGACGAGCACUCGGCCCCGUUCCUCUACCAGACAAAGAGCCAACUCAAUCUAUGCAUUCUGAACGAGCUGCGAGAGAAAAAAGAACUGAAAUCCAUAGUCGGUGACGACCAGCCAGUGUUGGAGCUAGCGUUUUCACACUCGAAAGUAGUAAGCGAACUGAAAAACGCGUUAAAAUCCCACGAUAUGCUGAAAAGCACCAAUUACAGCAAACCCGCUGAAACCGUAGAACGGGAGCCGAUAAGCUCUCCAACAGGCUUUAUUAGCAAAUUCAUUGGCAACUUCAAGAGUAAAGAAGAUGAUAAAGAGCGACUUGUGUCAAACCAGCCAACGCAGAUUGUGGCUUCGUCUGAUAACUUCUUCAGGACCAACUUCAAGAGUCCUCCAAGUGAUCUCAAGUUUGAAAAGGACUAUCGUACCAGCAUGGCCAAGUCUAGCAGUGACCUAUCAGAAGAGAACCGCGGCCUCCUAUCCUCGGGGUCCCUCGCGUCCUCCACUGACUUCCACUCGUGCGAGGAGGUGGCGUCCGCGGAGAGCACCGAGACUCUCGCGCCCUCUGUCGGCAAGACCGGGUACGACUUCCUCGAUAACUGGUAAAUGGGUGUAAAAAGAUAAGCGUCCACCUAUCGGUGUCGUAUGUAAUCAAACUGAUUAACAUAAACAAUGUAUGAUGAAACGGCAUCGGUGUGAAUUUCUAUACUGGCGUAGGAUGCCGGAAGUAGAACGCUUACCGAAAGGGUCUUAUGCUUCAUGUAACUCUCGUAGAUAAAGAAACAAUGUCAAAAUGGUGCCCUUUACGUAAGCAGGGAGAGGCAGUGGAAGCAGGGAGGAGUACAUGGGGUAUCUGGCGUAAUCACUAUACUUGCAUAGUUCUAUUAUUAAAUUUAAUUAUUAAUUUACCUCACAACGUCAUCACGUCGGGGUCACCAAUUUAGACAUUUUGGAGUUCGGACUUUCGUCGCACCCUACAUACCUAAAGGUAUACGAAAGCGAGUUAGGUCAUUUUCAUAUUGUUUCUUUAUCUGCGGGCGUUAUACUGAUGAUAAACGUGAGUUAAAAUUGUAGAAUGAGAAGUAGAUACAAUCCUAGGUACUGGUAGAGAUAUGUGUGUGUUUUUGGUAUUGAAUUUAUAUCUUUAUAUUGCUUUCAUAUUGCGUGAACUGAAUUGAGGAGGUUAAUAAUAUUACAAUAGAUCUUUGAGAUAAUUGUGCAA